AUGGGGGGCAAGAAACGAAAGCUGGCGCAUAAGCCACCGCCGAGUACGCAUCAGAAGAAACAUGUUCAACAUGGUAAAUCCGUCCAGAAGAUACCCGUCCCGCAGAAACCGGUCAAUGGCCCCGCCAAGAAGGGUAAAAGCAAACAGCAGCGCCCCGUUGAUGAUACGCCCACGAUACCCUUCGACCCUCACCACCGCAUACUCCUUAUCGGAGAGGGUGAUUUGAGUUUCGCGGCGUCUAUCAUUCAGCACCAUGGCUGCGCAAAUGUUACUGCGACUGUUCUGGAGAAGGACGCAGACGAAUUGCUGGCCAAGUAUCCCCACGUCGAAGACAACAUUGCUGUGAUUCGCGGUGAUGCUCCCAGGACGAAGAAGGUCGAGGGGGAUGACCAAGGAGUUUCUACCGAAGAAACAGAAGGUGGCGAAAGCAAGAAUGGCGGCCAGGACGAGAACGAGGACUCCAAUGGCGAAAGCGACAACAAUCAAGACGACUAUUACGACUCAGAUGAUCCAGACGCACCCAUCAGACCCAAGCGAAACCUCCCUCCCAACAACAAACUCCUCUACAACAUCGAUGCUACCAAGCUCCCCAACUCCAUCGCUCGCACAACCUUCGAUCGCAUAAUCUUCAACUUCCCCCAUGUCGGCGGCAAGUCCACAGACGUGAACCGCCAAGUUCGCCACAACCAAUCUCUCCUCGUCUCCUUCUUCGAGCGCGCCAUACCAGCCCUGGCCCCCGGCGCCGCCAUCGUCAUCACUCUCUUCGAGGGCGAGCCAUACACUCUCUGGAACGUGCGCGAUCUGGCCCGUCACGCUGGCCUACAGGUCGAGCGUAGCUUCCGCUUCCAGGCCCGUGGAUACCCUGGGUACAAGCACGCGCGAACGCUGGGUGUGGUGAGGAAUGCGAAGGGCGAGGUCAGCGAGAGUGGGUGGAAGGGUGAGGAGAGAGCGUCGAGGAGUUUCGUGUUCAAAAGGAAGGAGGAUAUUGCAUCCGUGGUAGGGAAGAAGAGACGAAAGGGUGACGAUUCGUCUGACGAUGAGGACUGA
Messenger RNA from Fusarium sp. VM40, 1047 nucleotides. The record is from the annotation of a GenBank genome assembly. Lineage: Eukaryota; Fungi; Ascomycota; Sordariomycetes; Hypocreales; Nectriaceae.